UUGACCACUUGCCUCCCCAUCACCACCUCCCUCUCUCCCUCCAUCUCUCUCUCAUGGCUAACCUACCCUGAUCUUUUGAGAGAAACCGCGAGCAGAAGCAGCUCUGUUUGGGAGAUGAAGAUGCUAGAGAAUCACCUCUCUCUGUCUGUUUUACUUCUCAAAGAAAACCCUAAUUCACUUCACUACUCCUCGUAUUAGGCUUAAACACAAAAGGGAACGGAAAACACCCAAAGAGAGUGAACUUAAUUCCAUUUAUCUUUCUAUCUCUCUUUCUCUUUCUUCUCUGAUGGAACUAUCAAUUUCAUGAUCCGUGGGCUGUUUAUUCCAUUCUUUACAACAAUAACAUACCUUUUUUUCGAAAGACAGAGCAAAAGCAAGCCGAACGCUGUCUUCUUUUGCAGAUCAGAGCUUUAAAGACAACUUGGGUACUUUUUCUGAUAUAGCUCUCCUUGAUUUUAUCUCGCAGAAGAUCUUUCUCUUUCUUUCUUUCUUCUUUAUAAUACAUCAUGCUUUGUUUUGGAGGUUCUUUCUCCCCCUUCUUAAAAUGAGCCUGUGUGUGUGAGUUACAAGUAACAUCAGCAAAAAUUUCACUGCAUACAUAUCUCUGUUUUCUUUUACGUCUUUCCCUUUUUGUUUCUCUCUCUUUUUCUUGAAGAAAAAUGGAUUCUAGCAAUAGUGGAAGUAUGCAAUCCUCAAGUGGUGGAGAUGAAGAGUAUGAUUCAUCUCGCGCUGAGUCAAUCUCAGCUUUCUUUAACAGCAACAAUAACAAAAACAACCCUUUCAGCCAUGUUCGUCCCAUGCCUAGCAACCAACCGCCAGAACCAGACCAUCACCACCACCAAUCCCACCACUCUUCUUCAUCUUCAACUAUGUUUUUUGACCCUUUUUCAAACUAUUUUGAUCCUUUAGUACCAUCAUCAUCAUCAUCAAGAUCACCACUACAAUCACUUACGAACCCAAAUUCACUCCACAACCUUGAUAUGGUCUGGUCAAAGAACUUAAGAUCUGACCCCAAUUGCACUGAUCUUGGUGGGUUCAUUUCCUCUUCCUUACCAACCCAACAGUUCACCACCCAAACUCAAAAUAGAACCACUUUUCAGUCUCUACCAUCACAUGGACAAGAAAGUGCUACAAGAGUUCCAGGUUCAGGUUCAGUUUCAGGGACAAACGAUAAAGUCAGCAACACUGCAGGGAUUAGAAAGCCGAAGAAAAGAUCAAGAGCUUCUAGGCGUGCACCUACAACUGUCUUGAGCACGGACACCACCAAUUUCAGAGCCAUGGUUCAGGAGUUUACAGGGAUCCCUGCACCACCCUUCACAUCUUCACCUUUCCCAAGGAGCAGGCUUGAUCUAUUUGGGACUGCAGCCUCCGCUUUGAGAUCACCUGUCUCUCACCACUUGGACCCUUCACCACCCCCCUACCUCUUAGGACCUUUCGCUAAAACAUUCCAACCACCUCCACCACCGGCACCACCAUUUGUCCCUUCAGGUUCUGCUGCAUCAUCAUUUUCUGCUUCUAUGGUUGAUGCUAUAGCUUCCACUACUACAACCAACAUCAAGGGCACUUGUACUAACACCACCACUUCAAAUAAUAUCCCUUUAACAUCCAUUAACUACCAACUACCUUCUGAUUUAGGCCUUUUGAAACAGCCACAUAACUUGCUCAACCCCAACGUCCAAAACCCAAUUCACAAUUUCCACCCACUUCUUCAAGCCCCGCCCAAAUACCCGCUUCCAGAUUCACCCAAUAUUCUUGGCACCACAAAACCACAACAAGGUUCUUUAGAAAUUCCUUUAAAUGUUUCACAUCUGAAAAUGGUUGUUUUAGAAGAGUUCGGGUUGAACCAUGGCCAUGUUAACACAAACCUUUCAGGCCUUCAAAACAUAGUGUCAUCAUCAUCACCCUCAGCAGAUGUAACAUUAGUGAGAAGAAGGGAUCACAGCGACAGUCUUACAAACUGGGGAGAUGGGGCUGGUUCAAAUGAGGUUGAUCAUCAUCACCAUCAACAACAAGGUCUUUUAAGGUCCAUUAAUGGUGAUUACAAUAACUCAACCCAGCGUGUUACAAAUGGGAAAGUUAACUUCUUGGCUUCAUCAUCAGAUUUUUGUGGUGACCAUAAGCUGGGGCAAGAGAAUGCGGCUACAAGAAGUGAAGGUACGAUGGAAUCAUGGAUUUGUUCUUCUGAUUAGGAAUAUAAGUAUCUUAAUAUAUGAUAAUCACCAUUAAGAACUAUAUGAUAAUGAGAUCAUAAUCAGAGAGAGAGCGAGAGAGAGAGAGAGAGAGAGAGAAUGAAGAUGAAGAAAAUAAAGCAAGAAUGGCGGUGAGUAUCUAUGUUGAUGCAUGAAAGAGGAAUAUUUUUUGUCUCUCCA
This is a messenger RNA of Populus euphratica (Euphrates poplar), 2369 nucleotides long. Its product is annotated as rho GTPase-activating protein gacO-like. The record is from RefSeq and is a predicted model, not a curated record. Bases 660 to 2189 code for a protein of 509 amino acids. NCBI's taxonomy places the organism in Eukaryota, Viridiplantae, Streptophyta, Magnoliopsida, Malpighiales, Salicaceae. The transcript has 2 exons.